AUGAGCGAGGAUCUAGGAGAUGUCUGCUACAAAGAGAGACUCCUUCCAAGCGUCCGAGGCAGAUACAGAGACCGUGAUGAGGGAAAGGGAGGAACACAUCAACCUGACCUUGACCCUGAACAUGCUUUGAGUGUGGCGUCAAAAGACUCUGACAUUGUUCUAACCAAAAGGAAUGAGAUGGUGCGAGAGGGGGGCGGGGGCAAAGAUGAGGGUUUUAUUCUUUUCCUCGCUCUGAUCCCAGCAGCCAUCUGUGCAUCGGUGUCACGUCCAGGCGACUGCACUGACGUGUACAAUGGAGGCUCUGAAGACAGUGGUGUGUACACCAUCUACACACUAGGACCUGUCCAGGUCUACUGUAACAUAGGCUGUGAAGAGGAAAGUGUGAGAUGGACUGUGAUUCAGAGAAGAAAAGACGGCAACGUGAACUUUCUUCGUGGAUGGGACCAGUACAGAAGUGGAUUUGGAGAACCAUCAGGAGGAUUCUGGCUGAGGCUGGAGAACAUCCAUCUCCUUACUCAGAGGAAGAGCUAUGAACUUAAGGUAGUCAUGGAGGACUUUGAGGGCAACAAGGCCUACGUCUAUUAUUCCACCUUCUCUGUGGGUCCAGAGGAAGACGGCUACAGGCUGCAAGUCAGUGGAUUCAGAAAUGGAAGACGUGGACCUGCUGCUGGAAAGCGGUACAGAAACAUCAAAGCAAAGAACAAUAGACUCAGGGACAGCUUCUUCCCCAGAGCUGUGAAAGCAAUCGCCCCCCCACAGUGAAAACAAUUUGCAUCCCUUCUCUACACCACCCCCCCAAACACACACACAAGCAGCCACACACACCCACCCUCCCAAACACACCCCUGCUGACCCAAACCUGCUCAAAUCUCCAUAAAACGACCACGUCGCACUAAA
Messenger RNA from Solea senegalensis (Senegalese sole), 897 nucleotides. RefSeq names its product microfibril-associated glycoprotein 4-like. NCBI's taxonomy places the organism in Eukaryota, Metazoa, Chordata, Actinopteri, Pleuronectiformes, Soleidae. The coding region runs from base 1 to 762 and encodes 253 amino acids. The transcript has 6 exons. The record is from RefSeq and is a predicted model, not a curated record.